This is a messenger RNA of Hibiscus syriacus, 798 nucleotides long. Its product is annotated as coiled-coil domain-containing protein SCD2-like. Gene Ontology annotation, biological process: cytokinesis by cell plate formation. NCBI's taxonomy places the organism in Eukaryota, Viridiplantae, Streptophyta, Magnoliopsida, Malvales, Malvaceae. Bases 100 to 552 code for a protein of 150 amino acids. The transcript is spliced from 6 exons. The record is from RefSeq and is a predicted model, not a curated record.
CAUUAAGUUUAUAGAAAUGAUACAGGCGGUGGUGAUCCAGACAGGAGUAAACUUGGCCGAGAUCUGAAUGAUCUGACAGGAGAAGGAAAUAUUGAGAGCAUGCUUUCAAUUGAAAUGGGCCUAAGGGAAUUAGCAUCAUUAAAAGUUGAAGAUGCUGUUAUGCGAGCAUUGGGCAGACAGAGACGGCUGAGUUUGCUUCAUCUAUCUGUCUCAGAUUUGAAAUCACCCAGUGAACCAAAGUCGAUAGAUGCAUUUGAACUAAGUGAAGAGGAGGGAGAAGAUGUUCUUUUCAAAGAGGCCUGGUUGUUAUAUUUCUGGAGAAGAGCCAAAGUACAUGGUAUAGAUGAGGAUAUUGCUGAAGACCGGCUUGGGUUUUGGAUUAGCCGUAGCGGGCAGACUCCUACCUCUCACGGUGCCGUGGAUGUUGAUCGAGGUAUGCUUGAGCUGCGGAAGGUGGGGAUAGAGCAGCAGCUAUGGGAAGCAUCUCGUAAAGAGAUCGACCACCCAUCGAUUACUGCUUUGUCAGAUCACAAUGCUUCGGAGAGCUCUUAGUGAAGUCUUCCCUUCUCAUUUUCAAGUUUGUAUAUUUCUUGUUCAAUUUUUAUUUCAUUUUUCAUAUCAAUGUUGAUUAUAGUUUUCUUCUCAAACUUCACAUGCUUGAUAUGUUGCGUUUGAUGCAAUUUGACGACACGAUACAUGAUGUAAUUGAUGUUGAUACUUGUUUGAGUCUUAAAUGAAGAAGGUUCAAAGGGUAACAGUUUGGAACUUUAUUUUUUUUAAAAAUCAAGGGUAUUCCCC